AUGAGCGGCUCCGAAGCCCUCCCGGUGACGCCGGGAGAGAAGCACGACCUUGUCAUGCCUGGUUCUCCAGACUCCGACGACCAAUCUGAGACGACAACGCCGCUUGAUGAGCACAUUUCUGGGAACCCCAUCGAGACAAAAAGAGUUCCUUCCCUACGAUCAAUCUCCGACCCCCAAAACAUACAUCCCAGCUCAACGGCCAUCGGAAUGCUGGGUAUGGCGAGAAAGCCCCCCACCCCCGCCUCAUCUUUUGCCAGCAGCGCUGGUGCCAUGGACAACAGUGUCAUGGCCAAAGUACGGGCUCUUCACCAACAACGAAUGCAAAAAGGGUCGCCAUCUGCCAGUUCUCCCACCACGCCUGUUUCGCAAAAUAUUCCUGGAGCUAUAAAUGGCUUUCCUGGAGUGCCGGUUCACCGCCCACCACCGCCCAAUCACCCGAACUCAGCCCCAAUCAUACCCAAGCAGUCUCUUAGCGAGCGACGGGCCAACAAAUUGGGUGGGGGGAUGAAGCUUCCUGAUAUGGGCGGACCGAGCCCAUCUAUGCGCCGUCCCGGAGCUCCUAAACUAGGGAGCUUACCAGGUGCAAAUGGUAGAUCAGAAACAGCUGCCGGUUCUAGGCUAGAUGAUUACAAGAAGUACAUCGAUACGGACAAGGGUUGGAUCACAUUUGACGGUGCUGCCACGAUCACUCGAGAGGGUGUUAACUUCCACAAUGGCCAAACCUUUAGCAUAUCUCUCGACGAGGUGGAAAUCUUGGACGAAUUGGGCAAAGGCAACUACGGAACCGUUUAUAAGGCCAAACACUCCAAACCUCGGGUGCCUCGUUUCGGUCAGGGCCUAUCGGGUGUAAAGCCGCCUAUACACCAUUCGGUAUCUGACCCAAUACCUUUACAAAAACACGAAGACGAUGGCAAAAGCACUACGACAACCGGUGUGACAAUGGCCAUGAAGGAAAUUCGCCUCGAGUUGGAUGAUGCCAAAUUCACCACCAUUCUCAAGGAGCUGGUCAUCUUACACGAGUGUGUUUCUCCUUAUAUCAUCGACUUUUACGGCGCAUUUUUUCAAGAAGGCGCCGUGUACAUGUGUAUUGAGUACAUGGAUGGAGGUUCCAUUGAUAAACUUUACCCCGGUGGCAUCCCUGAGGGCGUUCUGCGAAAAAUCACCUACUCGACUGUUAUGGGCCUCAAAGCAUUGAAAGAUGACCACAACAUCAUCCAUCGCGAUGUUAAACCCACGAACAUCUUGGUCAAUACCCAAGGGCAGGUGAAGAUUUGUGACUUUGGAGUCAGCGGGAACCUCGUGGCGAGCAUUGCGAAGACCAACAUCGGCUGUCAAAGUUACAUGGCGCCUGAACGCAUUUCCGGAGGUGGAAUGGCGCAGGUCGGCAAUGCUGAUGGAACUUAUAGCGUCCAGAGUGAUAUCUGGAGUUUGGGCUUGACAAUCAUUGAAUGUGCUAUGGGCCGUUAUCCAUACCCGCCUGAAGUUUCGUCUUCAAUCUACAGUCAACUCAAUGCUAUUGUUGAGGGGGAACCCCCUGGCCUGCCAGAAGAAGGCUACUCUCCGAUUGCUAAGGACUUUGUUCGCAGUUGUUUGAACAAAAUACCAAAGCUACGACCAACUUAUGCCAUGCUGCUUAAGCAUGCUUGGUUGAGUCCAAUGACUAAGCCUCAAACGAUCACGGAAGAAGCUGAAGAAGGCGAUGAAGCCGACAAGGUAGCUGAGACGGUGGGGCAGAUCGAACUUGAUGCAAGCGUGGAAGAUGAGGAGGUAGCAAACUGGGUGAAGGCUGUUCUUAAGCAGCAGGCUGUUUCAGGGAAAGGCAGCCCCGUGGCACCAGCACUUCAUGCUGCCCCUCUCGAUACGGUCAGCCCUACAGCUAGUCCACUUUCUGGGCGCAACCCCUUGGCAUAA
Messenger RNA from Clonostachys rhizophaga, 1911 nucleotides. The record is from the annotation of a GenBank genome assembly. NCBI's taxonomy places the organism in Eukaryota, Fungi, Ascomycota, Sordariomycetes, Hypocreales, Bionectriaceae.